CUCGUUUACCGUGCAGCUACUAGUUUCUGUGUGCAUUUUUGUGUACCUAUACGGUGAGUGCGUAGCAAAGUAAAAAAUUUUAGAUUUAAAAAGUGCGAAUAUUUGUAUAGAAAACGUGGGAAGCCACUCCUAUGUCAAUUGGAGGCUCGACCACAAACCCCAGUGCCAUGGACAUGGAUUUGCGAAUUGAGCGCAUUUCAAGGGGAGAGUUCGGCUUUUCGGGCACAUUCUUCUGGAAUAUUGAUAUGGACGAAAACGUAAUGGUCGAAAUGCGUAUUUUAAGUAGCUACUCUGGCAGAGAAGAUGACUACAAGAUGACUCCUUGGUCCAUUCAACCGCAGAAAUUUACCGAUUACAUCGACACCUUCUACAAGGACAUGCUGAUCCCCAACCUCGGAAAUUGCACAGAUUUGCCAAGAUUCGACUCCGGAUUUGUACCGCCCUGGCCGAAGGGGAACUUCAACUUCACCCGCUGCUCUUGCAAUGGCAACGGAUUGCCGGAAGUUAUGUCAGAGGGAUUCUAUAGAGCCGAAGCCAUUAUCACCGCCCUACCAACCGUUGCACUGAAUGUGUCCGUCGUACUCCGUAUCAAGACCAAAAUGUUCUAAAUUUCGGACAAUUAAAUCGCAAAUCCUCCCUGUCUACUUGCUAUUUGUUUUUAAUUUUGUGCAAUACCGGGGUGUGAGCUGUGAGGAGAUCGUCAUAAAUUUCGACAGACGCGCGGCACC
This is a messenger RNA of Drosophila gunungcola (fruit fly), 728 nucleotides long. RefSeq lists its product as uncharacterized. The transcript has 3 exons. NCBI's taxonomy places the organism in Eukaryota, Metazoa, Arthropoda, Insecta, Diptera, Drosophilidae. Bases 132 to 608 code for a protein of 158 amino acids. The record is from RefSeq and is a predicted model, not a curated record.